Messenger RNA from Sinocyclocheilus rhinocerous, 1663 nucleotides. RefSeq names its product sestrin 2 (gene sesn2). NCBI's taxonomy places the organism in Eukaryota, Metazoa, Chordata, Actinopteri, Cypriniformes, Cyprinidae. Gene Ontology annotation, molecular function: oxidoreductase activity, acting on peroxide as acceptor; L-leucine binding. The transcript is spliced from 10 exons. Gene Ontology annotation, cellular component: nucleus. Gene Ontology annotation, biological process: regulation of response to reactive oxygen species; negative regulation of TORC1 signaling; cellular response to leucine starvation. Bases 203 to 1537 code for a protein of 444 amino acids. The record is from RefSeq and is a predicted model, not a curated record.
GCGGGUUGCGUCAUGCUGCGCCGGAGAGGUGACGCAAGAGUCCGGCGCUGUGUGUUCACGUACGCCACGCCUCCUCCCGCUGCCGUUUCCUGCUUUCCAGAAGACUACAGGCGCAAUGAAGUCAUAGAGCGCAAACCCUCCGAGACUUUCCAGCAUCAUUAUUGGGUUAAACCUGUGAAUUCUGAACACUUGCAUUCUUCAGAUGAAGGAGGAAGCAGGAGUUGACCUACCCCAGGCGUUGCCCUCUGGGCCCAGUGCCUUUAUCCCAAUUGAAGAGAUUCUAGAGGAAGGGGCAGCACAGGAAGUGAUGUCAGAGGCUCUGUUGUCAGAGGGACGUGUAGACCAUAUCAACACGAUGAUGGGGCUACAUCCCACCUACCUGACCUGUUUUCUGCAGACCCACAGUGCUUUGCUCCAGCUGGAUGGCCCUCUGCCUCUGUCAUGGAGACAUUUUAUAAUCAUAUUGGCGUCUGCACGUCACCAGUGCUCGUACCUGGUGCAGCAUCACAGCUCUGCUUUUCUUCUUGCUGGUGGAGAUGAGUCCUGGCUUAGAGGACUUCACUGUGCACCUCCCAAAAUACAGCACCUGCAGACACUCAACAAACUGCUUGCACACAGACCCUGGAUCAUCACCCAGGAACAUAUACAGGCGUUAGUUUGUCCUGGUGCUGAGGCUCGGUGGUCCCUGGCAGAACUGAUUCAGGCUAUUGUAUUGAUGAGCCAUGCCCACUCUCUGGCCUCAUUUGUUUGGGGUUGUGGUGUUCUCCCAGAGCCCGAGCAGUCAGGAGAUGAGUCUCUCCAAAUGUGUUCACCCACAGAGUCCUGUUGUGCCCGAGACACGGCCAGAAAUCAGCAAGAGUGGUCUGAGGCUGUGAACGAGGUUAAGCUCUUGAUGGAGAAGAUGAUGAUAGUUCAGCAGCAAGGUGAAGAGUUUACACAAGAAGAGAUGGUUACUCGCUUUGAAAGAGAAAGGACUGAGAGUUUGCUGGAACUUGCUGAUGUACAGCGUUCUGUCCUUCCUGAUUGUUUUUCGAGGUUUGUUGUGGAUGCAGAUUUUACUUACCAGGAUUUUAGUCCUAGAGGAGUGCAGGCCCCCCCAACCAUGAGAGCUCAGGACUAUUCGUGGGAAGAUCACGGUUUCUCUCUUAUGAACAGGCUGUAUGGAGAGAUGGCACAGCUUCUGGAUGAGAAAUUUCAGGUGGUGUGUGCGCUCACGUAUCACACCAUGGCCAUGCACUCGCACGUGGACACCUCCACACUCCGCAAAGCCAUCUGGAACUACAUUCACUGCAUCUACGGCAUCAGGUAUGAUGAUUACAAUUAUGGGGAAGUCAACCAGCUGUUGGAACGCAGUUUAAAAGUGUACGUUAAGACAGUGGCUUGUCACCCGGAGAAAACCACACCAAGAAUGUACUUCUCUUUUUGGAGGCAGUUCCGCCACUCAGAAAAGGUCCAUGUGAACCUGUUACUGAUGGAGGCUCGACUGCAGGCAGCUUUACUUUAUGCUCUCAGAGCAAUUACACGCUACAUGACCUAAUAUGCGCACAAGAGCAUUAAAACAAGGGAUGACCUGUAUACACUACUAUGCUCUGAUUGUAGCGUGUGUUAACACACAAAUUGCACACAAACACACUUUAAAAGCACGAAGGCUUAAGAGCAAUUU